AUGCCAAAACGAAAUUUAUGCCAGCAAUGCAAAUCAUAUGAUGUGGGGGCUGAAGAUCCACAGGAUAAGAAGUGGUACUGCAACUCAUGCUGGUCAGCCUACAACGACAAGAACAGUAAUAAUAAUAAUAAUAAUAAUAAUAAUAAUAAUAAUAAUAAUAAUAAUAAUAAUAAUAAUAAUAAUAAUAAUAAUAAUAAUAAUAACAAUGAUAUCAAUAACAACGGCAGUAAUAACAAUAAUAAUAAUAACAAUAGUGGUAUUAGUGGUAGUAGUGGUACGGUGAAAGCAUCUCCUCAUAGUGGAGAGAGAAAAGUACAGAAGAGUCGGCAACAAAAACAACAACAACAACAACCACCGAAACAAAACCAACAACGUAAAGAGACGAAUCUCUUGUUGAAUUUGAGUAGUGAUGCUUUAAAUGUUAUUAACCGACUGCAGGGAAUGAUAGCAAGCUGCACACAACAUCGUUCCCGCUCUGCAAGUAACGUAACGAGUCUUUUAGAAGAUUUAUCGAUGAUAAAGGCAGACGAAGAAAACCAUAAUAGUAAUCAACACCAACGAGAACAACAACAACAACGUAUGAGUUCCUUUGUUGGACAGUUCAUGCAACGACAACAGUCUAUUGUAGUCUCUACCCACUCCGGUGAGCCUCUCUCACCAAGAGGUGAUCGCGUAGGAGGUGUGGUUCGCUCUGCAUAUCAGGAGAACCGCAAAGUACCACUAGAUUUACUCUUAUCUAGUGUAGAUGAUAUUGUUUCACAGAUAUAUGUAUACUUUGAUGAAGACAUGACACGAAUUAUUCUAAACGCGCUGGAUAGAAUUACAUCUUGUGAUACGCAGAACCAACGAGAUGCGAUGCGUGUACGUGUAAUUGAUGAACUUUUACAAACUCUCGGUGAUGAACAUUACGAUCUUCUUCAAUGUGUAAUGCAUCGACCACGAGAUAUUUUUCUUCGACUCCUGGAAGAAUUCUGCACACUUGAGGAUGAUGAUGAUAACAACAACAAUAAUAAUGGUAAUAGUAGUAGUAGUGGUAGUACUUCCGCCUCACCUCAACAUGCCUUAACGGUUCGUUUUGUAAAAACUGCUAAACAACGUGCCUUGGCGCGUGAAGUGGCAUUUGCACAGAAUGGUGAGAUUGUAGAUCAACGUUGGUUAGCACAUAUGCAACAACGAUAUCGUCAACUUAUGCGGGAAUCUGAAUUAGAUCAAAUCUUUAAACGUGAUCUUAGUGUUGUUGGCUCUUCUAUGCCAAGGGGUGCCACUCUACUACAGAAGAAGGAUCACAUUCGUAUUCAUGUUCCACCGCCUGAUCAAAAGAUAUUACCAGAAGCCCAACGUGUUUGUAUUGCUACUUCCUUACCAGAAUGGACACAUGCAGCUUUUCAAAAAAUUACACAUUUAAAUACAAUUCAAUCAACUCUCUUUCGAACGGCAUUUCAUACAUCUCAGAAUAUGUUAGUUUGUGCCCCUACAGGUGCAGGUAAGACUGUCUGUGCCCUGUUAGUAAUGUUACGUUGUAUAGAGGAACACUUUGAAAAUGGAAAACUCGAUCGUAACUUUAAAAUUAUCUUUAUUGCUCCUAUGAAGGCACUUGCACAAGAAAUGGUAGAGAACUUCUCACGCCGAUUAGCACCUUUUGCAAUGGAAGUUCGUGAACUCACAGGUGAUAUGCAAUUAACAAAGCGUGAAGUUGCCCAAACACAGGUUAUCGUUACAACACCAGAGAAAUGGGAUGUCAUUACACGUAAACAAAGUAAUGAAGAUCUUGUACAACAAGUUCGAUUAAUUGUAAUUGAUGAAAUUCACUUAUUGAAUGAAGAUCGUGGACCUGUACUAGAAGCUAUAGUGGCUCGUACACUCCGUCAAAAUGAAGUUCAAUCCGAUCAACAACAACGACCUAUACGUCUUGUGGGUCUUUCCGCUACACUUCCAAACUAUAAGGAUGUGGCUAACUUUCUACGUGUAGAUCUUGAAGAGGGAUUGAAAGUGUUUGGCCCCGAGUACCGACCAGUACCACUCGAACAGACAUUUAUAGGUUUGCAAACAGGGACAAAGAAUAAGGAAGAACAAUUGGAUUGGCUUGCAUAUAAGGAAGUAGUAAGAAAUGUGCGAGAGGGACAUCAAGUAAUGGUAUUUGUUCAUUCACGUAAACAAACGAUUGGAUUGGCAAAGUACUUUAUGGAAGAGGCAACCAAACAUGGACAAGAAGGACUCUUUAAACCAAAUAGUACGAUUCCAACAGAGGCAACAAAACGAGGACGCAAUUUACAAGGACGUGAUCUUUCUUCUCUUUUUGCAGCUGGUUUUGGAGCUCAUCAUGCAGGUCUUAUUCGUCAUGAUCGUACGGCAACAGAAAGUUUAUUUCGUGAUGGUUAUAUAAAAGUACUUGUCUGUACGAGUACACUUGCAUGGGGUGUAAAUUUACCAGCCCAUACUGUUAUUAUUCGUGGAACUCACCUCUAUGAUCCUAAACGUGGUGGUCUUGUUCAUAUCUCUGUGUUGGAUGUUAUGCAGAUAUUUGGUCGUGCGGGUAGACCACAGUAUGAUACGAGUGGUCAUGGUAUUAUUGUAUCGGAUGAGAAGGAUGUUGGACACUAUUUACGUUUACUUGCAAAUGCCCUUCCUAUUGAAAGUCAAUUACAAAAGGGUCUCUGUGAUCAUCUUAAUGCGGAGAUUCACGCUGGAACUAUUUCUUCUAUUGUAGAAGGAUCUAGGUGGUUGGAAUACACAUAUAUGUGGCAACGUGUAAGGGUAAAUCCAUUAUUGUAUGGAUUAAAGAUUGCGGAUGUACGACGAGAUCCAAAACUUAAAACUGUACGAUAUGAACUUGUAAGUAAAGCUGCAGAAGAAUUAGCAAAUGCUGGUAUGAUUCGAUAUAAUCCAGAAACAGGUGCGGUAGAUACUACAGAUUUAGGUAGAAUAGCAAGUCAUUACUAUAUUUCUCAUGAAUCUAUUGGAACCUUUAAUAUGAAAAUGCGACGUCCAGAUGAAACAUGGAUUGAUAGUUUAGAUAUGGGAGCUGCUAUGAAUAUUGUAGCCUGUGCGAAUGAGUUUUCACAACUUCGUGUAAGACAAGAGGAAUUGGAUGAAUUAAAAAAAAUUCACGCCGCAUUACCAAAACAAGUUCAACGUUAUGCUAUAGUUGGUGAAAGUGCAGAUGAGACCAGUGUGGAAUGGAAGGUGACAACACUUAUGAAGGCUUAUAUUAGCCGUAUGCAUGUUGAGAUGCAUUCUCUUGCCUCAGAUGUAAACUAUGUGGUUCAAAAUGCACCUCGAAUUGCACGUGCACUCUUUGAAAUAGAAAUGCAAAGAGGACAUCCAUUAUCCACAGCAGCAUUUCUUUCCCUUUGUAAAUGUUUAGAACAACAAUGUUGGGAAUUUCAACACCCACUUUUACAAUUUAAUGUUGAUUUUACAGAUGCGGUUCGAAUUCGACUGGAAACCAAACGACCAACAAUGACAACUUUACAAGAGAUGACGGCGAAAGAAAUUGGAUCACUUGUACACAAUCAACGUUUUGGAGCUGUGAUUGCUAAUUUAGUGGCAUCAUUUCCAUCUGUAGAAUUGGCUGUAGAUGUUCAACCGGUUACUCGUACUAUUUUACGUGUGAAGGUAACUAUUACCGCAACCUUUACUUGGAAUAGUCGAUAUCAUGGUUCUAAUGAACAGUUUUGGUUAUUAGUGGAAGAUCAGGAUAAUCAUUUUAUCUUUCAUCAUGAAAUGGUUUCAUUAAAACGCAAAGAUGUAGAGGCAGGAAUACCACAAGUGGUGAAUCUCUCUGUUCCUAUAGUUCCCGAGUACGAUAUGUACUCUGUACGACUCUAUAGUGAUCGUUGGCUUGGUUGCCGUGAAGAUUAUACCUUUUCUAUUGCCCAUUUACAUUUACCAGAUGAUACACAAACUACUACACGUCUUUUACAACUUGCCCCUCUUCGUCUUGAAGUUAUUCCAUCUAUAUAUCAUCCAAUCUAUGAACGAUAUCCACAUUUUAAUGCUGUCCAGACACAAGUAUUUCAUGCUAUGUUUCAUACAGAUAGUAGUAUCUUUCUUGGUGCCCCAACAGGAAGUGGAAAAACAGUGGCAGCAGAAAUGGCUAUAUUACGUGUAUUUGAAAAUUACCCACCAGGAUCCAAAAUUGUCUAUAUAGCCCCAUUAAAAGCACUUGUAAAGGAACGUGUAAAAGAUUGGUCCACACGUUUUGAUAAAUGUCUGGGUAGACGUGUAGUAGAACUUUCUGGGGAUGUCACACCGGAUAUCACCGCACUUGUCCAGGCGGAUAUUCUCUGCACAACACCAGAGAAGUGGGAUGGUCUUUCACGUAGUUGGCAAGUACGUCGCUACGUAACGGCGGUUCGUCUAGUUAUCUUUGAUGAGAUUCAUAUGCUUGGCACAGAUCGUGGACCUAUUCUAGAAGUAAUUGUAAGUCGUAUGCGGUAUAUUGGUUGGCAUCGAAAGGCACCUAUUCGUCUCAUUGGACUUUCUACAGCUGUUGCGAAUCCAUCGGAUCUCAGUUCAUGGCUUGGUGUACAAGAGAAGUGGGCAAUAUUUAAUUUUGAUCCUUCUGUACGUCCAGUACCCAUGCGAGUUUAUAUUGCUGGUUAUCAUGGUAGAAACUAUUGUCCUCGUAUGGCGGCAAUGAAUAAACCAAUGUAUAAUGCGAUCUGUGAGAAGAGUCCAGAUAAACCGGUUAUUGUAUUCGUCUCAUCACGACGACAAACACGAUUAACAGCUAUGGCUCUUAUUGGAUUUUUAUUGGUAGAACAAAAUACAGCAAAAUUUGUACGAAUGGAUGUGGAAGAGGUGGCGGCACUUUCUGCACGUGUGAGUGAUCCAUAUGUUAAACAUUGUAUGCAAUUUGGUGUUGGGGUUCAUCAUGCCGGUUUACUGGAAGGGGAUCGCACCGUCGUUGAAAAUGCCUUUCUCUCUGGUAAACUACAAAUACUAGUAGCCACUUCUACAUUAGCAUGGGGUGUUAACUUUCCUGCACAUAUGGUAGUGGUAAAAGGUACGGAAUAUUAUGAUGGAAAAACAAAGACUUAUAUAGAUUAUCCAAUUACGGAUGUACUGCAAAUGAUUGGAAGAGCUGGUCGUCCACAAUUUGAUACGGAAGGUGUAGCUCAAGUACUCUGUCAUGAACCUAAAAAGGGAUUUUAUCGUAAAUUUCUCUACGAUCCAUUUCCUGUUGAGAGUGCUCUACACAAACAGUUACAUGUACACAUAAAUGCUGAAAUUGUGGCUGGUACUAUUACUACACGACAAGAUGCCGUAGACUAUUUAACAUGGACUUAUUUAUUCCGACGACUUGUAAAGAAUCCAUCUUAUUACGGUCUGGAAGAUCGAUCUCCCAAGUCGGUUACUAUAUUUCUUUCUACUCUUGUUGCCAACGUUCUUGAUGAACUCGAGGCUUGUGGAUGUAUUGAAUCACCACACUGUGAAGAUGAUGAUUAUGAUAAUAAUGAUGAUAACAAUAAUGCGGCUAGUGGUGGUGGAGGAGGUAUUUAUGAUGAAAGGAGAAGAGAAAAAAGGAUGGAUGAUGAUAAUAAUAGUAAUAGAGAGCGAGAUCCUAAUGCCUUGACGUAUACAGUUCUCGGAAAACUUUGUUCUUAUUACUAUCUCUCACACAAGACGGUUCACUACUUUGAUGUGCAAAUCCAUGCAGGAAGUUCUCAGGUGGAUGUGUUAAAAGCAUUAUGCGCAGCAGAGGAGUUUAAUGAACUUCCUGUGCGACACAAUGAAGAUAAACUCAAUCUUAUGCUUAGUCAAACUCUACCACUUGCAAUUAACCCAAAUAAUGCAGAUUCCCCACAUGUGAAGGCCUUUUUACUCUUUCAAGCCCAUUUUGAAAGAAGUGCAUUACCCAUUUCAGAUUACUAUACAGAUCAAAAAACAGCUUUAGAUAAUGCGGUUCGUAUUAUUCAAGCAAUGGUAGAUAUCACCGCUAAUAAUGGACACUUGUAUGCAUCUCUACGCUCCAUGGCAUUACUACAGUGUAUGGUUCAAGGUCUAUGGUGGUAUUCACAUACACUUUUGCAAAUUCCACACAUUACUGAAGCGAUGUUGCCUAUCAUUUCAUCCCAUUGUGGAAAUAUAGAGCAUGCAGCUCAAAUUGCAAAUGCACCACUUGCAACUCUACAAAAACUACAAGAUGUUUUACGUGAUAAGUGUGAACUCACUCCAGUACAAGUGCGGGAGGCGAUGAAUGCGGUCUGUGGGUUUCCUCUCAUUGAUGUGCAAAUUCAUCUUGCCCGCGUUAAUCAAAACAAUAACAUCGAUACGAAAUCUAAUGAUAAGGGUGGAAAGCCAUAUCUUCAUCAAGGACAAAAAGAAGUAUCCAUAGAUACAAAAGAAGAAGAGGAAGAAGAAGAGGCGGAGUAUGAGUUAACCGUGUAUAUGACUCGACUUUCCGUGGCUGGAAAACAUGUUGUUGCCCCUCGUUUUACCAAACCAAAGGAUGAACAGUAUUGGAUCAUUAUAGGAAAUGAAAAUACAGGCGAGUUGAUUGCAAUGAAACGUGUGAAUCGCCUCCAAUCACACACCUCCGCAACACUGCGUUUUGAUUGGGAUGAUGAUUGGAUGGACUUUGCGGAACACAACAUGGUAAAACUGAACGUAUACCUUGUAUGUGAUUCUUACAUUGGAAUGGAUCAACAGUAUAGCUUCAACGUGCCCGUACCUUCCCAUUAA
Trypanosoma theileri is the source of this 6687-nucleotide messenger RNA. Its product is annotated as putative RNA helicase. Gene Ontology annotation, cellular component: nucleus. NCBI's taxonomy places the organism in Eukaryota, Euglenozoa, Kinetoplastea, Trypanosomatida, Trypanosomatidae. The transcript has a single exon. Gene Ontology annotation, molecular function: nucleic acid binding; ATP binding; ATP hydrolysis activity. Bases 1 to 6687 code for a protein of 2228 amino acids. The record is from RefSeq and is a predicted model, not a curated record.